Triplophysa rosa is the source of this 2492-nucleotide messenger RNA. It is a transcript of the gene tmem150c, whose product is annotated as transmembrane protein 150C. The record is from RefSeq and is a predicted model, not a curated record. Bases 587 to 1330 code for a protein of 247 amino acids. NCBI's taxonomy places the organism in Eukaryota, Metazoa, Chordata, Actinopteri, Cypriniformes, Nemacheilidae. The transcript has 9 exons.
ACGAGCGAGCAAGUGUUGAGCAGUUGCGAGAGCAUAGAGAGAAUCGCGCGCGCGCUCGUCAAAGCCUCUGCUCGCGGACUGAGUUUUUGCUCGCGGAGCAGAAAUGCGCCCGCGCGAGGAUUCUUUUCCGCUUGCGGAUACUGUUCUGCUCGCUCGCGGAGUUUAAAUGCGCCCUCGCGGAGCAGCUUUCCGCGCGUGGUUAUCAUUAUGCGCGUUUGCAUAGCGCGUGCGCGCGCGGAUUCCAUGCGCGUGAGUUUUGGGUCCAUUUAAAUUCCAUAAGCUUCACGUAACGUAUGAUUAGCAAAUAAUUUCUGCGCGAUAAUGAAGCAUGCCUGUCCGGUGUACUGACUAUCGGCCCGUUGCCUACAAGCCGUAAAGACUUGACGAUGUUUGUGUAAAGUCACAGUGUGGUGAAGUAUACGGGAUGAAAGAGUGUACUGUCUACAAGAGUAAGGUGUGCUGGAUAUUAUAUUUGGUGGUCAUCUGGUGUCUUGAUUCAGCUGUGUCCAUAGGAGUGGACUUUAUGGAGACAGAUUUUUCUUGCUUGUACCUGGGCAAACAUCAAAGAGAAAAUUGAUCAGGAGACAUGAAGAAUUGCAGUCUGUGGAUGUUCCUGCCCCUGAUGUUCUCUCUCUUUACAGCUGCCGGCCUUUGGGUUGUGUAUUUUAUUGCUGUAGAGGAUGAGAAAAUAACCCCCCUAAGUUCAGAGUACAAAAGGGCGGAAUCAAAGCCUCCUCCAUAUAUCAGCAUUGCAGGCAAUGCCCCCCCUGCAAGCUGCGUUUUUAGUCAAGUCAUGAACAUGGCGGCCUUUGUAGGAUUUAUUCUUGGAGUGCUGAGAUAUCUGCAGCUGAAAGCUAGGGUGCAUAAACCCUGGCUCAACACUGGCAGUUUGGUGGCUUUGUCCCUUGCCUGCUUUGGCAUGACUCUAGUUGGCAAUUUUCAGCUGGCAAAUGAUGAGAAGCUGCAUAAUAUUGGCACAUCCAUGACCUUUGGUCUAGGCACACUAUUCUGCUGGGUCCAGUCCUUCAUGACCCUGAAGGUCAACUUGCGAAAUGAAGGCAAACGAGCUGGAAUUCCUCGCUUCCUGUUGUCUGUAGCUGUCACUUCUUGCAUGCUGCUUUAUUUUGCUCUAAUGGCACAGCGGCUACACAUGCAUGCUGCCCGGGCACAAUGGGCCUUGGUUAUGUUUUUCCUGACAUACCUGAGCACAUUUGCCAUUGAGUUCCGUCACUGCCAUUUUGAGAUGGUGUGUAGUGACAACCAGGAACUUCCACUUAGCCUGUCUGAAAGUUUCUCUGAGGUCUCGGAAUACCAAUCUGACCAACUAUAGUCUUUCUUUGAUAAUAUCUGUUGAGUCCCGUACUUCCUGUUUGCAAGUUUAUCAGUCAUGCAUAUAUAUUGAAUGUAACUUCUCUAGAUAGAUCCUUGGAUGACUGUCUUUUCUGAAUGUGUAGAUAGACUUUUUGAAAGCAACAAAGUCAUGAAAUGCACAAUGUUACUGUUAUGCGUUCCAUAUUUAUAUGUGAAUCAAAUACCAAGGACGCUUAUAAAAUGAGAAAAUAUAAAAACAGGUUCAGCCUUUUUUGCACAAUAGUUGAUUUUUUAUGAUUUUAAUUGUUUUCUUUGAUUUAAAAGCAUAUAUGAUAGUUUAAAGACAGUAAAAAAAAACAUUUUAUAGUAAAGGAUUUAAUCACCAAAAAACUGUUCUUUGAUUAUUUAAAGUGCUUUGAUACAAAAAAUAAAGGAUGAAAUUAAGAUUUUUUGAGAAUCUUCAGGUUGCUAUGCUCCACAUGACAGUUUAUAGAACAAACUUCAAUGUGGGAAAAAUAACCAGAAGUAACAUAAAAGUCCUCUUGCAAGUAAACCAGAGUUAGUAGGCAACACCCUGAAGACAUUGUUAAUGGAUCACAGAUUUCACAAGUUUUUGACUGUGAACCAACAUUUUAAACCAGCAAUUUUACAGAAGUCAUAGACCUGCGUAAACUUAUAAAGUGCAAGGCUAUAAAGCAGACCAAAUUAAUGUGUGCAUGAAACAGCAUUUAUUUCAUUUUAUUUAAUUCAAGUGUGAAAAUGUCUAUGUCUAUCUACAGUAUGUACUAUUUUUAUACUGAAAUAUCUUUCUUUGUCACAAAGUGUAGUUUUGUUGAGAUGUUUGUUACUGUUAUUUUACCAUGUGUACCAUGCUUUUUUUACCAGUGUAGUUUACCAAAUUGUGUUGCGUGUUUGAUUACACUGCAAAUUGUGUCUGUAUUGUACUACCACUUUUUGUUCCUUUGCUAUACGUUCCCUAAGAAUGUAAACCCAAUUUGUUUUUGUAAACUGACUUUGGAUCGUAUGGCAUUGUAUCAACUUUAUUUUCAACAGUUGCUGAUGUAGUCACAUUAAUAGAAUCUUUUAAUUGUACAGACUACUGCAGUUUACAUACAUUUGAAGAAUUUACUUUUCAGUACACUAAUAACUGAUAUGUCUGAAAUAAAUACAUUUUCUUUUUG